Bactrocera dorsalis (oriental fruit fly) is the source of this 2040-nucleotide messenger RNA. RefSeq names its product cytochrome P450 4p1-like. Gene Ontology annotation, molecular function: oxidoreductase activity, acting on paired donors, with incorporation or reduction of molecular oxygen; heme binding; monooxygenase activity. Lineage: Eukaryota; Metazoa; Arthropoda; Insecta; Diptera; Tephritidae. The record is from RefSeq and is a predicted model, not a curated record.
GAUAUUUUAGUAGCAAUUUUGUCUUCCAAGCGAGCACAUAUUCUUUGUUUUUGGUUUUCCUUGCGUAUUUUGUUUAUUGAUAUCUUUUGUUGGAUAUUGUAAAAUUGAAUUAAUUGGAAUUGUAACGCAUACGCCAUGGUCUUCUGGACGUUAGUGAUCGGUGCGAUCAUAAUCGCUUGGCUCUACAAACUAAAUAAGGAUUAUGUGGUGCUGACAUUAUUUACCAAGCGAGUGAAAACAGUUGAUGGUACGCCCUUGGAGAAUUCAGUGGCGCUGUGCAAGGGACGCACAAUAUUUGGCAAUGCCUUCGAUUUCUCUGUAUCCCCUGAUAACAUGUUCGACUUCUCCCGCAAACUUGCUGCCGAAAUGAAACGUAGUUAUGUACUAUAUGGAUUAUUCACACCUUUUUACAACAUUAUUACCGCUGAGGAUGCUGAACUAGUGAUGAACGAUCAAAACAAUCUAACCACUAAGGGUAUUAUUUAUAAUUUUUUGGAGCCAUUCCUAAAUAGAGGACUGCUGACGUCAUCGGGUAAAAAAUGGCACUCUCGUAGAAAAAUGCUGACUCCUGCCUUCCAUUUUAAUAUACUUGGACAAUUUGAAGAAAUUUUUAAAGAAGAGAGUAAAAAAUUUGUGGAGAGUUUAGAAGCCGGCGAUUUAAGCUCUGUAACUUUAAACGAAAUCAUACCAAAGUUUACACUGAACGCCAUUUGUGAGACCGCAUUGGGUGUCAAAUUGGAUGAGCAAAUGAAUGCCGAUCAAUAUCGCGCCAGCUUCAAAAUGAUCGAGGAAGUGUUUUUGAUGCGUAUCCGUAAUCCAUUUUAUAUCCUCGAUUCCGUAUACAAAGUAUUUUUAGCGCCUAAAGUUGCGAAACACAUUUCAAUUGUGCAUAAUUUCUCCAGUGAGAUUAUUGACAAGCGACGUCAAGUAUUCGCGGAAGAGCCGGAGCAUAGUGAAGACAAGGCGGAUGACAACCAAAGCUUCUAUACGAAAAAACGCCACGCCAUGUUGGACACACUCUUGCGCGCCGAACGCGAUGGACUCAUUGAUCAUGUGGGCAUAUGCGAAGAAGUGGACACAUUUAUGUUUGAAGGAUUCGACACCACAUCGAUGGCGCUCUUAUUUUCACUUAUGAACCUUUCACUAUACCCAGAAAUGCAAGAACGCUGUUAUCAAGAAAUACUUGAACAUGUUGAAGAUGAUUUGAGCCAAUUGGACAUUCAGCAGCUGGCCAAACUGAAGUAUCUGGAGUGUUUCAUUAAGGAGACCCUACGUCUAUACCCCUCAGUGCCGGUUAUAGGGCGUGAGGUUACGAAUGAAACCCGCCUUGCCAAUAACCUAAUAUUGCCGAAAGGUUCUCAAAUAAUCAUACAUAUAAUAGAUAUACAUCGAAAUGCUAAGUACUUUGAGAAUCCUGAUAAAUUCGAUCCGGAACGCUUCACGCCUGAGGCGUCAGCCGGUCGACAUCCUUUCGCGUACGUGCCAUUCAGCGCAGGACAAAGAAAUUGUAUCGGACAAAAAUUCGCUAUGCUCGAGCUCAAGACGGUUUUGGUUAACAUCAUGAAGAAAUUUAAAAUUUUACCUCUAAUGAAGGAUCAAGAUAUAAAGCUCCAAUCCGGCAUGGUUAUAAGGACACCAAAUAUCAUUAAAGUGAAAUUGGAAAAAAGAGUUUGAAGAGUGAAGAAAGAGAGUUUUUAAAUAGUCAAGCGACAUCAGUGAAUUUAGAAAAAAUCAAACUUUAUUUUAUAAAAUGUACAGUAUUGUUUUUUGAAAAUUUGUGUGAGUUUGACAGCUGUCAACUGAUCAGCUGUCUGAUAAUCAAUGCAACUCAGUGUUCAUGUUUUCUGUUUUAUAUGUAAAUAUGUUUGUGUUUAAUUUAUUGUGGUUAUUUCUUUAUUUAAGUUUGCUCUGGAAUUUGUUAUACUUAUACAUAUAUCAUUGUUUAAGAAUUAUAUAAUUUUUUAAUGAUGUUGAGACAUGAAUUUAAUUAAUAUACUAAUUUUAAAAUAUUCUUAAUAAAAUGUAUGAUUUUGAGCCAGA